GCUUCUCCCGCGCGCUCUCCGCCGCGCAUCUGUCCCUCCAUGGCGUCGCGUCAGCAAAGCCGGAUCCAGGCUUACCUGGAGAAGAACAAGAUCGGUCCCCUGUUUGAGGAAUUAAUGACCAAGUUAAUAACUGAGACACCUGACCAGCCUAUCCCAUUUCUCAUUGACCAUCUUCAGUCUAAACAAGGGAAUCGUGGACAACUUCAAAGAACUUUGUCUGGAUCUGCAGCUCUCUGGGCAGAAAGUGAGACAUCAGAAUCUAAAGGAACAAGAAGGGAUUUCAGAAGCUAUGAUAAACCUUGGCAACUAAAUGCAAAGAAACCUAAAAAAUCCAAAAGUGACCUUGCUGUGUCUAAUAUUUCUCCGCCAUCACCAGACUCCAAAUCAUUGCCAAGGUCAGUAGAACAUCCUAAGUGGAACUGGAGGACUAAACCAGAAAGCCGUGAUUUUGAUGAAUUGAAUCACAUCCUUCAAGAGAGCAAGAAGCUGGGGAAAGCCCUUGAGAAUCUCUCUCGAAGUAUUGCCAUUUCAGAUGAACUCGAUAAG
Molecule: messenger RNA, 546 nt
Organism: Carlito syrichta (Philippine tarsier)
Lineage: Eukaryota; Metazoa; Chordata; Mammalia; Primates; Tarsiidae
Exons: 5
Source: RefSeq, a predicted model, not a curated record